GAGGAGAGUCAGGAGAACCGACUCUUCUCAGCAGAAGAUCAUCCAGAGUGAUUUUACUGAUCUAGGUGGUAAAGGUGGUGAUGGGGGCGGCUCCGGCAGUCUGUGUGGUCUUCCUCAGUGGAGUGGUCGUCUCUGUUCUCGGAGGAGAUCAACACUCUCUGUACUACAUUUACACCGCGCUCUCCAAAGAUGUCGCUCUACCAGGGAUCUAUGAGUUCACAGCACUGGGUCUGCUCGAUGACCGGGAGAUCGACUACUACAACAGUAAGGAACAGGUUAAGGUUCCUAAGCAGGACUGGAUGAAGGAGAAGAUGCAGCCAGAUUACUGGGACAAAGGCACCCAGUCUCGCAAGAGCAAAGAGCAGUGGUUCAAGGUCAACGUGGACAUCCUGAUGCAGCGAAUGAGACACACAAAUAAUACCAACCUUCACGUUCUUCAGUGGAGACAUGGCUGUGAGAUCGAUGAAGCAGAUGGAAAUGUCAGAUUUCUGAGAGGCAUUGAUGAGUACAGCUACGAUGGGUCAGAUUUCCUCUCUUUUGAUGAUGAGAACAUGCGGUGGAUCGCUCCAGUUCCAGAAGCUCUGCCAACCAAAAGGAAAUGGGAUGAGGUGCCCAUCCUGAACCAGUACACCAAGGGUUACCUGGAGAAAGAAUGUGUGGACUGGCUCACCAAAUUCAUGGAGUACAGAAAAGAAUCACUGAGAAAUCAUUCCAAACCAGAUGUUCAUGCCUUUGCAAAGAAAUCUCCAACUAACUCAGGCAGACUGACCCUGACCUGCCUGGCCACGGGCUUCUACCCCAAAGACAUGGUGGUGAGUGUGAGGAGGUUGCACACUUCACUGCCUGAACAUCUACUAACAUCUUCAGGAGUCAGACCCAAUGAUGAUGGAACCUACCAGCUGAGGAAGAGUGCGGAGAUCCAGGAGGACGAAAGAGAAGCAGAAUAUGACUGUUAUGUGAAUCACAUCACCCUCAAAGAACCAGUAAUUAAGAAAUGGGACAAAAAGUGCAGUGACUGCCAGAGUGAUCUAAAUGCAGGACUAGGACUAGUUAGAAAAAUAACUGUAGGAGUGACUGUGGUUCUGCUCUUGCUGGAUUUGCUGGGUGGGAUCAUCUUUGUCCUUAAAAAGAUGCAGAUAACUGGGAACUCCAGGAAUUGAAUUCCACUGGGACUG
Messenger RNA from Colossoma macropomum (tambaqui), 1175 nucleotides. Its product is annotated as class I histocompatibility antigen, F10 alpha chain-like. Gene Ontology annotation, biological process: immune response. Gene Ontology annotation, cellular component: external side of plasma membrane. Lineage: Eukaryota; Metazoa; Chordata; Actinopteri; Characiformes; Serrasalmidae. Bases 81 to 1160 code for a protein of 359 amino acids. The transcript is spliced from 6 exons. The record is from RefSeq and is a predicted model, not a curated record.